UUGAACUGAACUUGCAGUUUCAGAGUUUGUGUAUUAAAUAGGUUCAAAUAAUCAGAUUGCAUUUCCCAAUUUUGCAUGAUUUCCGAAAGAAACUUUUUUUUAUAGGUCAGCUAUUUCUGUUUUUCUUUUCCCACAAGUUAAUACAUAUUAAUAAGUAAUUAGUAGCUUAGGUUUAAGUAAGUUAAAUCCUACUCCAGUUUUCGAAAAUCUUUAAAAGAAUGAGCUCCACUUUAAACAAGUAUGCUCUUAAUACAUUUUUGUUAUGAGUCCCUGAGAAGAAUAGUGUUUAGACACUCUAAACAUCCCAAAAGUCAUUAAAUCUUCUCCGGCGAUGGAAUGCGGUCAAACAACAAAACCACUUUACAUAUGAACUGAGCUCGUCAUUCCAAAUCUUUAGUUUGGAAGAGUCCAAUCUUGUUUUCGCUUCCAAAAUACCUACGCGGGGUUAAAAUAGAGUUUUCUAUUGAAAAGCAUUGAAAUUCGGCUUAACAUCUUAGACGCACAGAACUUUAAAAACACAUUUACAAAUUCCAGCGGUUCUUGUUUUUAAAAAGACACUAAGCACCAUGCACCGGUAAAAAAAAGUAAGGGUCACAUAUCGUUUUUCAGCGUACUGAAGUAAUUAGCAAUAUCCAUUGGGUGCUAUUAGCCUCGAGCACUUGGACGCUCAGCCACAACAAGCCUGGUACUGGCCGGACAACGUAGCAAAUAGCAUAAUGUCGUCAAACAUUUUAGCACAAUUACUCUCCUAGUACCGCGCGCGUUCGAGACUGGGGACUGUCGGUUAUGGCUAACGAGUCGGGCAUCACGCGAGAAUCUUCAGACUACAACAAGACUGGAUGGAUAGUUGCCUUCACAGCUGUGGCAGUUGCUACUAUCGUUGGGAACUCGUUGACUCUGGCCGUUUUCCACCGCACCAAAAUGUUCCAUCGCCGCAGUAGCUACCUCUUGAUAAACCUGACCGUAGCUGAUGGGCUAGUAGGAGUUUUGUCCAUCCCUUUAUUCAUUUAUAUUCUCUGCGUAAGGGACGUUGGGAGUGUUCUGAGUAAUGUUUACACAUUCCAAGAUAUUUUUCUCGGGCUCACGUCGGUUACUUCCCUCAUGUUUAUCUCGGCUGAAAGAUUCUAUGCCGUCAGAUACCCGCUCAAAUACAGAUCGCUGUCAACACGACCGCACGUAAUCAUGAUCUUGCUUUCUUGGACUUUUGCUGGUUUUAUCGCGAGUGCGCGUAUUCUAACCACUCUUGGAUUAUUGGACACUAUGACUCUCACGUAUUUGAUGGUGUGCUCUAUCACUGUACCUCUUUUUCUCACGUGCUUGUUUUACACGGCUGUUUGGGUCACCAACAAGGCGCGCCACUUUCAAGGGAGGAUGAUGCAUCAGGAAAACAAAUUAUCGCUCACUCUAUUCAUCAUCACAAGCGUUUUUAUUAUCAGUUGGACUCCGUUUCCAGUUGCGAACAUCGUCGUGACCUUCUGGCCUGCUAUCCCGGGCUUUUCGGGUUUUAUUACGUUUUUGAACGUUGCAAAGUUGCUGCAUUACGGGAACUCGUUGUCUAACCCCAUCAUUUACACCAUGAAAAUGACGGAGUUUAGGAAGAGCUUGAUUCAGUUAGUGUUUAAGCAGGGUUCUUAUUAUAAGCCUCAGUCUAAAAGAUUGACUGCCAUGUCACGCUUGUAUACCAUGUCGGGCGAGAAAAAAAGAAAAGCAUCAGGUGUAUUAGUGUAGUGAACCGUUAGGGGGGGGGGGGGGGGGUAAUGGAAGGAAAGGUGAGGGGUAGUGAUAGUGCUGGUGGUGAAUAAAAAGGCUCUUUUUCCA
Nematostella vectensis (starlet sea anemone) is the source of this 1818-nucleotide messenger RNA. Its product is annotated as trace amine-associated receptor 1. Gene Ontology annotation, molecular function: G protein-coupled receptor activity. The transcript has 2 exons. The record is from RefSeq and is a predicted model, not a curated record. Gene Ontology annotation, biological process: G protein-coupled receptor signaling pathway. Gene Ontology annotation, cellular component: membrane. Lineage: Eukaryota; Metazoa; Cnidaria; Anthozoa; Actiniaria; Edwardsiidae. The coding region runs from base 787 to 1728 and encodes 313 amino acids.